UCAAUUAUUGGGAAGCUAAUUGAAGAUAGCAAACGGAAAAAUUGUGUAUGCUAAAUAAGCAAUCCAAUUUCUGGACACAUAAAUUAUAAAAACAUAAAGAGAAGCCAAAAACGAAAACAAUGGAUCAAGUUUAAGCCUAGUGGCUAUAAAUUUACUGUUCAACACUUAGAUGAGAGUUUCUCUAGUUCUCAUCUCCACAAUUCACGUACCACCUCUUACCUCAAAAGAAUUUUGUGGUCGAGAAAAGAGUAAAAAUAAAAAUAAAAAUAAAAAUAAACUGUUUUCACAAGCAAGAAAAGUGAUUCUCCUCUCUUUGUUAAGGACAAGAAUAAUUAACAAAGAACAACUCCAGGAAAAAUGAGUGAAAAAAUGGCUAAGGACAAGGCAAUUGGGGUAGCAGUGGACUUCUCAAAGAGCAGUAAAGCAGCUCUAAAAUGGACCAUUGAAAACUUGGCUGCUAAAGGUGACACCAUUUACAUCAUCCACAUCAAAACUCACACUCUCAGUGAGUCCCGCGAUCAGCUCUGGGCUAAAACUGGUUCUCCACUUGUUCCGUGGGUGGAGUUUAGGGAGCCAGAUGUGCUGAAGUAUUAUGAUAUCAAGAGUGAUGUCCAAGUUCUUGAUUUGCUUGAUACAGCUGCUAAGCAGAAAGAGAUAAACAUUAUGGCAAAAGUGUAUUGGGGAGAUGCCAGAGAAAAGGUAUGUGACUCUAUUGAAGAUCUGAAGUUGAAUUCAUUGGUCAUGGGUAGCAGAGGCCUAAGUACCAUCCAAAGGAUAAUGUUGGGAAGUGUAACAAACUAUGUAUUGGCAAAUGCUGCCUGUCCUGUGACUAUAGUAAAGGAUCCUGAUUUCCACAAGCAUUGAUGAGAAGUGAGUGCCAAAUGAAUAAGUGUUUUUUUUUUUGCUAAUGAAUGAAUAAGUGUUUAUUUUUUUGCUAAUGAAUGAAUAAGUUGAAACAUGAAUGGUUUUUAUAUGAUUUCUAUCUCUUAGGAUUUAACUUAUAUAUUACAACAGAUUAAUUACUC
Molecule: messenger RNA, 1025 nt
Organism: Nicotiana tabacum (common tobacco)
Lineage: Eukaryota; Viridiplantae; Streptophyta; Magnoliopsida; Solanales; Solanaceae
Product: universal stress protein PHOS32-like
Source: RefSeq, a predicted model, not a curated record